AAAAUUAAAAAAAUAGAUAAGAAAAUGAUUAAGUAAGCUCUGUACUCACGACUCAACUAAGACCUCUGUCCAGUGUCUACCGAAUUAAAUAAAUUAAACAAUAAGUCUCAUAAUGUAAUCAACUCCUUUUUUUUUUUUACCCCAAACCCAUCUCUAUGACACAGAAUCAUGCGGGCCUUUCUCCCGCCUCCGUCGAGACCAUCGCCGGUCUCUCCGCCGGAUCCAUAGCCACCCUCGUCGUCCACCCCCUUGACAUUGUUAAGACGCGGAUGCAAAUCCACCAGCGCACCACCACAGGCUCCCAACAUGCCCCAACCACCACCUCCCUAAUCCGCGCGCUAGCGCAGACGCCAAACCCGUGGGCCUCGCUCUACCGGGGCCUGACGCCGAACCUGCUGGGCAAUGCCUCGAGCUGGGCGUCCUUCUUCUUCUUCAAAGCGCGCGCCGAGCGGUUCAUCGCGGGGCUCAAGUCUCCUGCCCCUUCUUCAUCUUCACCACCACAACUAACCCCACGUGACUACUUCGCCGCCUCCGCCGCCGCCGGCCUCGUCACCCAGGUCCUGACGAACCCGAUCUGGGUGAUGAAGACGCGGAUGCUGUCGUCGGACCGCUCCGCCGCCGGCGCGUACCCGAGCAUGUGGGCCGGCGCCGCGCGCCUGCUGCGGGACGAAGGGUGGCGCGGGUUCUACCGGGGGCUGGGCAUCAGCCUUUUGGGGGUCGCCCACGGCGCCGUGCAGUUCGCCGUGUACGAUCCCGUCAAGAGGCUUUACUUGGCUAAGCGCAACCAAAAACAACAACAACAACAACAACAGCAAAUAUCUCUUCCCGGGCGCCAAGAAGACCAUCAUGUGCAGGCACAGCAAACAACGAGGAUGAGCAACGAGGCGACCGUCGUCAUCUCCAGCAUCGCCAAGCUGGUCGCCGGCGCCGUCACCUACCCUUACCAGGUGAUCCGCAGCCGCCUGCAGAACUACGACGCCGACGCUCGGUUUGGGAGGGGCAUCCAGGGGGUGGUGAGGAAGACGUGGAGGGAAGAGGGGUGGCAUGGAUUUUAUCGUGGCAUCGUACCCGGAGUCGUCAGGGUCUUGCCUGCGACGUGGGUUACGUUCCUGGUAUACGAAAACAUGAAAUAUCACUUGCCUCAGUGGUCGUCGACGAGCUAGCAAAACACCUUGCUGUUAUAAUUGGGAUUAUCUUUUCUUCGCAUUUGUACACUAGGAGUUAUACCCCCGAAAUACCCAUCUUCGCCAGGAUAGAUGCUUGGAAGUGGAUGGCCAUAAAACGAUAACGAUGACUGGCUUUAUCCCAGGGCACACAAUUACUACUGCUCUUGUUCAUGCCAGAAUCAAUUAAUCUAUCUCGUACACUCCUAAACGUAGGGCGGAAAUGCUUUCCUUUGCAUUGAGCAUAUGCUAUGACGCCCUUGUCCCAGAUCAAUCUGGGCUAACACCGGGUUUAGGUUGAAUAUAUUGCAGAACCCCUACACUUGUUUCUCACUGAGAGACCAGUUUCUCCUGCAAAAACGCCUCCUCAAUGGCUGAUCGUCGCCGGA
Hypoxylon fragiforme is the source of this 1552-nucleotide messenger RNA. Its product is annotated as mitochondrial carrier. The transcript is spliced from 2 exons. Gene Ontology annotation, cellular component: mitochondrion. Gene Ontology annotation, biological process: nucleotide transport; folate import into mitochondrion. The coding region runs from base 156 to 1163 and encodes 335 amino acids. NCBI's taxonomy places the organism in Eukaryota, Fungi, Ascomycota, Sordariomycetes, Xylariales, Hypoxylaceae. The record is from RefSeq and is a predicted model, not a curated record. Gene Ontology annotation, molecular function: folic acid transmembrane transporter activity; FAD transmembrane transporter activity.